Molecule: messenger RNA, 1691 nt
Organism: Delphinapterus leucas (beluga whale)
Lineage: Eukaryota; Metazoa; Chordata; Mammalia; Artiodactyla; Monodontidae
Gene: CCDC24
Product: coiled-coil domain containing 24
Source: RefSeq, a predicted model, not a curated record
UUAUGGGGGCGGGGCUUGGGGUAGCGGGCCCCGUUUCCCGGGUGACGGUCGCGCGGAAGAGGCGGGGCUAGGGUCCCAGUCUCGCGGCCUGGCUCCUGGGUACCCGGCCACGGAGAGUCGGCCAGUAGAAGAGAAGGCGCAGAGAUCGGCGGCUCUGGACCGGGCAACUCUAGUCGUAGGGACGGGCGGCAGAACGGGUGGGGCUGGGGAGAGGAUGGCCCGAGCGACAGGCUGGGGGCGUGGCAUGUGAGACCAGGAAGGGGUGGGGCGUGUGUGGGCGUGCCCGGCCCUGGGAGACCCGCUGUCUCCCAGUAACCCAGCUCUCCGACCUGCUGUCCGGCAGUCCGCCCGUUGUGGGGUGGCGGUGCGGGCAGGCCAUGCCUGGGGACUCUCCGCCGCUGUGGGAGCUGGUGGAAGAGCACGUUCCGCUCCUGGAGCGGCCCGAAGUGAAGAGGAUUCUAGGGGAGACGACGGUGGACCUGAGCCUGGAGCUGCGGGCAGAGGUGGUGGUGUUACGAUCACUGCUCCGAGAGGCUCGAUCCUUCCAAGCCCCUGGUUCGCGCCCCACCUCUGACCUCUCCUCCCUUCUGGCACCACCGCCCCUCCUAAGAGACCUCGUGCGCCAGGAACUGCGGCAGCUGCUCCAAGGUCUCCGUGGGAAGGCCAUCUGUGAGGGCAGGUUGGAGCCUCAGACCUGGGGCAGGGCCCUGGACCAGACCCAGGCUUGGGUCCAGUAUAGCCCCGGGGUCCUGCGCUUUGCCUUGGAGGAGCCCAGGCGUGAUUUGCCAGAGCAGGGGAUAUUCCGCCUGAGAGCUGGUGAGCCCAGCUGUCACAGGGACCUCAGCAUCAUCAAGGACCAACUGAACGUGUCCCACGUUGACCAGGUUGCCAGAUACCUGCGGGCCCUCCUGGAGGAGGAGUGUCGCAAGUUGAAGAGGGAGAUUGCCAUCCUGCAGCGCCGCCUGGAAGAGGAGUAUACAGGGGCCCCUUUGCCCACUGAGGCAACCCUAGAGCCCACCCUGGCAGAGCUACAGGAACAGAAGGCAGCCAUGCAACAGGAGCUGCGGGCACCUCUGAGGCCUUCCUGUGUCUCCCCCGGUCACAGGCUGCGGCCCUUGGAGUCCUCCAGCCAGGGCCUCGGACCACUGCCUUGCUUCCGUGGGGCUGCUGGAGUUUGGGCCAGGCCUCUCCAGUGCCACCUGCCCUCUCCUCCUCUGGAGCGCUGCCCCAAACCUCAAGGCCUGGCCACCACCUGCCGCUGGGGACGGAAGCUUCAGUGCAGCCCCAGAAAAAGGCCAGCUUCCACUCGGAUGUCCAGUGUGGCGCCCCAGGCCCCAACCUGAAGGGCUGGGCAGGAAGGAGACUUCCACUUCUGCUGGAACUCGCCCUGUCUGCUGCUGACACCUCUCAGCUGCCAUGGCCCAGCCCACUUUAGGUCUAGUCUUGGAUGAGCCCUCACCGGGAUUCCAAGGCUGCCUGUCUGUCUGGUCCUCACCCUACCACCUCGCCUGGUCCUUGGUGUCUGGUCCUGACCAUCACAGCCUCUGGCCUUUCUCUUCCCAGGCAUCCCUCAAAGGCCUGGCAGGAAGAGGUCUCAUCCCAGCCCUGACUCUCGUCCCCAUGGGGGACCCAGACAAAGCACAGCAGCGGCUCAGAGACGGGAAUAGAAAUUUCAUUAAAAUCUAUGGACU